This is a messenger RNA of Podarcis muralis (Common wall lizard), 2685 nucleotides long. It is a transcript of the gene CLN5, whose product is annotated as CLN5 lysosomal BMP synthase. The record is from RefSeq and is a predicted model, not a curated record. Gene Ontology annotation, cellular component: lysosomal membrane; lysosome. Gene Ontology annotation, biological process: lysosome organization. NCBI's taxonomy places the organism in Eukaryota, Metazoa, Chordata, Lepidosauria, Squamata, Lacertidae. Gene Ontology annotation, molecular function: hydrolase activity, acting on glycosyl bonds.
AAAGCUUUUCACGCGUGAAUAUGAUGAUACUUAGUUUUUCCUCUUUGUAAGAGUAAUCUGUGCUGAUUGCAACACCUCUCUGAACUGUCUGGCCUAAGGGUAGCUAACACAUAUUUGAAACGAGCUAAAAGCCUGGGGAUUUUAAAAGCCUAAAUUGCAACCCCGGAUCCGACGCUUUGUGCAAGGCGAACCACUCGCUCUCCGGCCACUGCACCUAAAGGAAACCCCAGGAAUCACAGGACUGUAGAGCUGGAAGGGAGCCAGGGGUCAUCUAGUCCAGCCCCCUGCAAUGCAGGAAUCUCAGCUAAAGCACCCGUGACAGGUGACCCUCCGUAUAAAGGCUCCCUUCUCCAUGCGCAAACAAAAAACGACCCGGUGGGGCUGAGAGAGCCGGAAGAUCUGAUUCCCCCAUCGCGAUCGCGGGACAGAAACCAGAGGCAGAGAGGGGAGGGAAACGACAAGAGAACCGUCUGGGAGGUUUCCGCACUGAGCAUGUGCCCGACCCCUCGGCAUGUGACGGGCUGAACUCUGCUCAGCUGACUGCUGGGCGGGCGAGAGAAACGCGGAAGCGGAGCUGGCCUGCCUUGCGCCGCUUGCUUUCUGCUUGCAGGGGAGCUGCAUCAUGGCUGCGGGCGGGGAGCCGGCGCGUCUGUGGCUGGUGCUGCUUUUGCUCCUGCAGUUGGAGACGCCCUGCAGCUCGGCCUGCGGCUCUCCGGGGCAGCAGGGGUGGCCUGUGCCUUACAGGCGUUUUGAUUACCGCCCUAAAACAGAUGCCUACUGCCAGGCUCGUUAUACUUUCUGCCCAACUGGCUCUCCCAUUCCGGUGAUGAGAGAUGACGAUGUCCUGGAAGUAUUUCGGUUACAGGCGCCUGUCUGGGAAUUCAAAUAUGGAGCUCUCCUUGGUCAUAUGAAGAUCAUGCACGACGCUGUCGGUUUCAAGAGCUCCUUAUCGGGGAAGAACUACACAAUGGAGUGGUAUGAGCUCUUCCAGCUGGGGAACUGCACCUUUCCUCAUCUCCGGCCCAAUUUGCUGGCCCCUUUUUGGUGCAAUCAGGGGGCCGCCUGCUUUUAUGAAGGGAUAGAUGACGCCCAUUGGAAGGAGAACGGGACCUUGGUUCUGGUGACCACAAUCUCAGGAGCUAUGUUUAAUCAAAUGGCGAAAUGGGUGAAAUACGACAACGAAACUGGCAUUUACUACGAGACGUGGAUGGUCAAAGAGAGCCCGCAGGAGCAGGCCAGAGUGUGGUUUGAGCCUUACGAAUGCUCCAAGUUUGUCCAGAGGACAUACCAAAAGCUGGCCGAGCUGGGGGCCAUUUUUAAGAAGAUACAAACAAAUUACACCACUAUUACUCUCUUCAGUGGAGAGCCUGUCUGCUUUGGAAAUGAAACGGCUAUAUUUGGACCACACGGAAACAAAACGCUAGCUCUGGCCAUUAGAGACUUCUAUUCUCCUUUCAAACCUUAUCAUUCUGCCAAAGAGUUCUUUCUAAACCUCUUGAGGAUAUUUGAUGAAGUGGCUGUGGACCAUCAGUUUUACCUCUUCUAUAACUUGGAAUAUUGGUUUCUGCCAAUGAAAUAUCCUUUCAUGAAAAUAGCCUAUGAAGAAAUCCCAUUGCCUCAUUCAAACAGCACAAAGUUGGGCAUAUAGUUUUUCUUAAUGCCUUUUUUUGUAUAAAGACACACCAAAAAAAGCAAAAUAAAACCCCCAAACCCAUUUUAUGCUGAGUUGCCUCAGACGUCUUUCAGGCUGACAAAGAUGCCCGAAACUACUGGGAUAUACCUGGAUUUUUACUAACGCUGAAAAGGUUAUCUGCACAGGGAAAUGAAUGCAUCAAACCUAAGCUAUUUCACCUUUAACUGUGUGAGGGAAUAAGAUUCUUUUCCAAGCCUUCAAUUUCCUUUGACUUCCAGAGACCCUUGAUGUAUGCCCCCCCAAUGUGGGUGAAUGAGGGUGGUAAAUAAUUAUUCUGAAGUUCUCAUUAUGUGCCCUGUACCUGAUUUGAAUGGUUGCAUUUAAACGUGGGAGCAGCCCUCCUGAGUGAUUCCCCCACCUACUAUUUUCAUUUUAUUACCCUCACUGUAGCACCUGUAGAGCAGGCAUCCCCAACCUUUGGCCCUCCAGAUGUUUUGGACUACAAUUCCCAUCAUCCCUGACCACUGGUCCUGUUAGCUAGGGAUCAUGGGAGUUGUAGGCCAAAACAUCUGGAGGGCCAAAGGUUGGGGAUGCCUGCUGGUAGAGCUGCAGGAGUGGACAGCAGAUUCAAGUAAUGCUGGCACGCAGAAGUAUGUGGGGGGGGAAAUGGUUUUCAAGGAUGCUUACUAAGCAUUAGCGUUGGACAAUCACAUAGAAUAGAAAAUAGGAUUGUGGCUGCACAUACAUUCCUAACCUUGAGGUCAACCUUAAGACAAUUAUGGGGAUCUGCUUGAGCACUUUUAAGUAGCUGCUACUUACUCCAGGUGUGUUAAAUUUAUAGGUUGCUGCAAUUCUAAAGGAUGUUUUUCCUGGAUGACAGCCAGCUGAUCUGUGCUGUUGCUUGAACUACAAAGUUUUUCAAAAUAGGCUCAAUGAGUUGGCAGUGUUAAUUUGUGUGUUGCAAAACUUCUAAUCACAAUGAAGUUACGUGCCUUGCUUUUAAAAUAUUUCUUGCUUGGGAUUAAAAUUUUGUGUCCUUUGUUUAUCCAUAA